ACCAGCACCCGAAAACUGCUGCUGAAAAAGGCGGACAGCAGCAGCAGCAGCUCCCUCUCCACCCUUCUUCCCCGCAAAGAGGAGGAAAAGUCGCUCCCGCUCCAGGAUUUUGGACCCUUCAUCCCUUUGCACCCCAGGAAGACCCGGGACCUGAAAGUUGCGGCUUGAAGAGUCGCCUCUCGAAACUCCCCAAGUGUUUUCCAUAUCGAGACAACCAUGCGGUCCCUGCUAGCCGGCUCGGUCGCCUUGGCUGUUACCCUCCUCCAUGCAGCUCGGUUGGUCCAUUCCACCUGCUCAGCCGUCUGCCAGUGUCCUCUGGCGGUUCCCAAGUGUGCCCCGGGCGUCGGUCUGGUCUUGGACGGCUGCGGAUGCUGCAAAGUGUGUGCCAAACAACUCAACGAGGACUGCAGCAAAACGCACCCUUGUGAUCACACCAAGGGCCUGGAAUGCAAUUUCGGCGCCAGUUCCGUUGCUCUGAAGGGAAUCUGUAGAGCUCAAUCAGAGGGCAGACCCUGUGAAUAUAACUCCAGGAUCUACCAGAACGGUGAGAGUUUCCAGCCCAACUGCAAACACCAGUGCACAUGCAUCGACGGAGCUGUGGGUUGCAUUCCCCUCUGCCCACAAGAACUAUCUCUCCCGAACCUGGGCUGCCCAAAUCCUCGGCUGGUCAAAGUUUCCGGACAGUGCUGUGAAGAGUGGGUCUGUGACGAUGAGGUUGCCAAAGGGCCGGUGGUGGAGAUGGAAGGCUUCAUCAACAAGGAGUUUGGACUGGAUGUUUCAGAAGUGGAGUUAACGCGAAACAAUGAAUUGAUUGCUAUGGUGAAAGGAAGCCCAUUGAAGCAGUUACCUGUUUUUGGAGCCGAGCCACGCAUCAUCUACAAUCCAUCCUUUGAUAGCCAGAAAUGCAUUGUUCAAACAACUUCUUGGUCUCAGUGCUCCAAGACCUGUGGAACUGGUAUCUCCACCAGAGUCACCAAUGACAACCCCGAAUGCCGACUGGUUAAAGAGACAAGGAUCUGUGAAGUGCGGCCUUGUGGACAAAUGGCUUUUAGCAGCCUCAAGAAGGGAAAGAAGUGCAGCAAAACUAAAAAAUCCCAAGCCCCCGUGAGGUUUACUUACGCCGGAUGCUCAAGCAUGAAGAAGUACCGUCCUAAAUACUGUGGCUCCUGCGUAGACGGAAGAUGCUGUAGCCCCCAGCAGACCAGGACUGUCAAGAUCAGAUUCCGCUGUGAGGAUGGGGAGACGUUCACAAAGAAUGUCAUGAUGAUCCAGUCCUGCAGAUGCAACUACAACUGCCCGCACGCCAAUGAGGCGGUUUUCCCCUUCUACAGGCUGUUCAAUGAUAUUCACAAAUUUAGGGACUGAGUUUUCCUUGGGCCAGGUUUGGAGUGGGUGGGAAACCCGGGGAGAGAGUCUGAAUUUGCAUUACCAAG
This is a messenger RNA of Tachyglossus aculeatus (Australian echidna), 1433 nucleotides long. It is a transcript of the gene CCN1, whose product is annotated as cellular communication network factor 1. Gene Ontology annotation, molecular function: protein binding. The record is from RefSeq and is a predicted model, not a curated record. The coding region runs from base 217 to 1365 and encodes 382 amino acids. Gene Ontology annotation, biological process: signal transduction. Gene Ontology annotation, cellular component: extracellular region. NCBI's taxonomy places the organism in Eukaryota, Metazoa, Chordata, Mammalia, Monotremata, Tachyglossidae. The transcript is spliced from 5 exons.